AUGGCAUGGUAUUCGCACAAAAGACCUAGCUUCGGCAAGCCACAUAAGCUCAGGAACGAUCAUGCGGCCUAUUAUCACCGCACUGAACAUUAUCUGAAAUUAGUUACUCUUGCUACUUUAUGUAUACCACAUAAUCAAUUCAUCACCGCUAACAUGCCGUUCAAAAACCUGGCUCAAACACGAGUGCGGCUACCCCUCGCCUUCGAAGACAUAUUCGAUACGCUUACAGGCCGAUGGUUCCGCCCAGUCCAUGCAGACCAGUUGAUGCAGCCAUGCAGGCGGAAUCCUCAGGCAUACUGCGUCGCCGACCUUUUGGAACCGCCUCCACGAUAUCAGCAGGAAAGAAGGGCACUUCCUCUCGUCGGUGAGUUGGAGAUGUUACAAGCGGAGCUUUACCGCUGCCGGACGCGAUCAUCCAACGGCAAUGAUGUAGAGAGAGAGCUUUUGGAUGCGGAUGCUGAGCAUCUGAGCCAAUGGAUAGAGCAUCUAGAGCAUCUUGUGUACAUGGAGGCGGCAACCACAAUCCCUUCUAGAUACCAACAAGAGUGCAUGGCUGUCACGAUAUUUAAACGAGUCUUUAAACGCAAUAAAAACCGCCAAGCUUGA
This is a messenger RNA of Trichoderma asperellum CBS 433.97, 606 nucleotides long. The record is from RefSeq and is a predicted model, not a curated record. NCBI's taxonomy places the organism in Eukaryota, Fungi, Ascomycota, Sordariomycetes, Hypocreales, Hypocreaceae.